Messenger RNA from Molossus molossus (Pallas's mastiff bat), 2261 nucleotides. It is a transcript of the gene STX18, whose product is annotated as syntaxin 18. The record is from RefSeq and is a predicted model, not a curated record. The coding region runs from base 27 to 1031 and encodes 334 amino acids. The transcript has 12 exons. Gene Ontology annotation, biological process: retrograde vesicle-mediated transport, Golgi to endoplasmic reticulum; intracellular protein transport. Lineage: Eukaryota; Metazoa; Chordata; Mammalia; Chiroptera; Molossidae. Gene Ontology annotation, molecular function: SNAP receptor activity. Gene Ontology annotation, cellular component: membrane; endoplasmic reticulum; SNARE complex.
GGUACGGGCUGUAGGUGCGGGGCGUUAUGGCGGUGGACAUCACACUGCUGUUCCGGGCCAGCGUGAAGACCGUGAAGACCCGGAACAAAGCGCUGGGAGUGGCGGUGGGCGGCGGGGUCGAUGGCAGCCGCGACGAGUUGUUCCGCCGGAGCCCCCGGCCCAAGGGCGACUUCUCCAGCCGAGCGCGCGAAGUGAUUUCACACAUCGGGAAACUGAGAGAUUUUCUCCUGGAGCACAGGAAAGAUUACAUCAGCGCUCACAGCCACCUCGUGUCUGAGUAUGGGAGGAUGACAGACUCAGAACGCGACCAGAUAGACCAGGACGCUCAGACAUUCAUCAGGACCUGCUCAGAAGCAAUUCAGCAGCUGAGAAACCAAGCCCUCAAGGAGAUACAUUCCCAGCAAGUGAAGGAGCACAGGAAUGCUGUUCUGGACUUCACUGAAGAUUACUUAAAAAGAGUCUGCAAGCUGUACUCGGAGCAGAGAGCCAUCCGCGUUAAACGAGUGGUGGAUAAGAAGAGAUUGGCCUUUGUUGGGGGCAUAAAAGAAGCUCAACUAUAUGGUUGCAAAUUACUUUUAGGUCUAAGCUGGAGCCAGAAGCAAAUGCAAAGACAAGAGAAUCCGUGUCUUCUGAGGAAGUUUCACAGGACCCUUCAAAAGACCCUGGAGAGAAACCUGUCACUGAAGAGUAUCCAGAAAAGAUUCCAACCGAAGCUCAGCCCGAGUUGGGAACCUGGGGCGAUGGCAGAGGUGAAGACGAGCUGUCCCCGGAAGAAAUACAAAUGGCAAAUCGAAGGGAAAGUGGUUGAAAUUUCCAGACUCCAAGAAAUAUUCACAGAAAAGGUUUUACAACAGGAAGCUGAAAUUGACAGCAUCCACCAGCUAGUCGUAGGGGCCACUGAGAACAUCAAGGAGGGCAACGAGGACAUCAGAGAGGCCAUCAAGAACAACGCCGGCUUCCGAGUGUGGGUGCUGUUCUUCCUGGUGAUGUGCUCCUUCUCCCUGCUCUUCCUCGACUGGUACGGCAGCUAGCCGGCCGCUCGCCUGUGGCCCAGGUUCACCACGGAGCCCCUGGGGGGAGGGAGGCCGAGACACACCCCACCAAGGGACACCUAGACCUGGUGUUUUAAGCCCAUUUAGUAGCGGAAAGAAAACAACACAAAUCGGAAGUGGUCUGUGUGGCGGUCACAAGGCAAGGUGGACGAAAUGGGGGUGUCGUUGUGUCUACCUGGAGACUGCUGUGGAGGUCGUCCCCGGAGGGCACAGCUGUCUCCACGCCCCCGCCGAGGCCCAGCGUCCUGCCUCGGUCCUGCUUCUGUUCAGGGAAGGCCCAGGAGAACUGGGCCUGCUGCUCGGGCCUGCGCUGCUGACCCUGAGGAGACGGACGGGAAUGCCUACGUGUGAUGGCACGUGGGACCCCGGGGCAGCCACAGGGACCCCGUGUUCUUAUUUGCAGAGAAAUGUCAGGUUCAUGUGAACGCACUGACAGUCAAUAAAGGACGUGUCUGCAGAAAACAUGGUGUGCCUCGGCCCGGGAACAUGCGUACAGACAGGUGGGCAGGAGGCCUUUGCACACGUACUCCUGCGUGCACACGUACUCCUGCGUGCACACACCGCUGCCCUCACCCGCGGCGAGAAAACCGUGUGCCUCAGAAGCGCGCUCCGAGGGGCUGGCCGUGAUCACCAUGCCGUUCACCACAGGUCUUGCACUACGGCCUUUAUUUCCGAUCUACUGACACAGGGGAGCCACACGCCCACCAGAAACCACACCCAGUAACACGGGGAACGAGAGUGUCUGUUCCAUUCAUCUCCUACACACUUCUUUCUCUAGCUGGCAGUUUUGUAAACAUAAACUUUAAUGUCGAGAUCCAGGUUGAAACAAUCUGCUCACAAAGACCGAGCUGAAAUGUCGGAAUUGGCCUGGCGAGGGCCACAGCUGCCCCGCCAGCUUCCUGCCGCGUCUUCCAGAGCUGCGCCUGCGUCAGGCUGAAGGCGCCUUGCUCGCCAGCACCGCGUCCCCUGCCCGCCCAGCCAACAUUUAGACACCGACGUGCCGAUAGGGCCGUUGGGGCAAAUGUAUUCACCAUAGAGGUCAACAGAAGGGCCGGUGGGGUUGUGACGGAGCAGACAGACCACCAGCAGCCGGGCCCAGGGCCUCACCGCACGUGCUCCAACUCAGUCACAUGCACUCGAGAGCAGCCUGACCAGGACGGGGCACCCGUCCGUCCUCCACCACGCGCACCAGGUGCGUCUGGCAAUGGU